CCCCCCCUCUAUAAUUCUGCUUUCUUGUUCUUCCCAACAUUUUAUCAAGUCGGAUAAGUUCUAUUAUACCAUCUUGCGACAAAGAUCAACGAGCAACUUUCUAGCCUUUGAUCUAUCUUGCGACUUUUCUCACAUACAACCAACGACCAACACCCCCUCCCUCAUUACCCAUUAUGUCUGUUACCCAACGCUCAGACGAAGAGUUGGACAGGGAAUGGAAGCCCAGCGGACGCCGACCGCAAUCCACCAUGGCUCGCCAUUUCUCUAUCACUCUAGACGAUUUAUUCAAGAUAGACAACAGCAUCGCAGACCUCGAUGCCGCAGUUGACCAAAAGAAGAGACUCGUCUCAACACACACAUCCGAGCUCAAAGCCCUCGAAGAAGCACUCCGCGCGACCGAGGAGCGCCUCAAGGCCACCGCCGCCCUCCCCGAUCGUGCCCCCAGCCCUCGCGCCCGCAAGGCUAUCAGCGGCGACACCUUCGAAAACCCUCAAGACGACAACAACCUGAACGCCCCCAACACCACCGAGAGGCCAAAGACGGCCAGCCGCCCCGGCACGGCUAGAAAGCCCGUCCCAUCCCCUACCCAGAACACAAACCUACCACCGAUGCCUGGCGCACGACCACCUACCCCUGGCGCGAGCGAGAGCGAGAGCGACGAGAGCAAGGAGGAAUAAACCACGACGAGGAAUAUACCACAAUCCGCUCCAACAAACACAUCUAUGUUUCGGGCCCAACGGCGGCGCGGGAUAGAAUGGGAGGAGCACUAUAUAUAAUCUUAUAAUCGAAUGUCGAAAUCUACACUUAAAUAUAUACCCACGAUCGAGCGAAGCACGGGGCAAGUUAUAGGGCAAAGCAGGAGUUUGGAAAUCGGAAGAGGUCAUCAUCAUCACUUCUGGCAGGCGGACGGGGGGGGGAUAGCUUGGAUACUUCUUUUUAUAACACUGUUUUAAUAUUGCAUACAUAAUAGGUCUUUCUCGGGUUCCCUGGGUUUUCGGGACAAACACACUCUUUGGAAAUUUUCAUAAAUCUGUACAUACCAUACCAUAGCGUUGUCCGCUAGUCCCCUAUGUUUAUUUCACUAGAUACAAUGUAAGGGUGCAAUUAUACGG
Pseudogymnoascus verrucosus is the source of this 1112-nucleotide messenger RNA. RefSeq lists its product as uncharacterized. The coding region runs from base 174 to 677 and encodes 167 amino acids. Lineage: Eukaryota; Fungi; Ascomycota; Leotiomycetes; Thelebolales; Thelebolaceae. The record is from RefSeq and is a predicted model, not a curated record. The transcript is spliced from 2 exons.